AUGGUCUUCAAAACCCUUACCAAGCUGGCUCUGCACCACUACAAGCACACCAAGCAGUACCAGUGUCCUUUGUGCGAGAAAUCCUUCAAAGUUCCCCACUCCAUGAUGGUCCACAUCUCCAAUAAAGAGAAAAUAUUCACGUUCACUUGCCCCAUCUGUGGCAGAGGGUUCAUCCAACGCAGCCUCUUCCGCACCCAUAUGGAACUCCACGAGAAUAGCAAGAAGUACCAGUGUACUUUAUGUGAUAAGAAGUUUAACACCAAAAGGUACCUGCAAAGUCACGAAAGGUUUAAUCACAAGAAGGAGCUGUUUAACAUCGAGGAGGUGUUCCAGUGCGAGUACUGCUCCAGAACCUUCAGCUUCAAGCGUUCUUUGAAGCGCCAUCUGAACUCGAUCCAUAAAGUCGGCGAGAAGAAGACUUACCAGUGUCACGUCUGCUCUAAGGUGGUGACUAAUAAGUACAGCCUCACCGUGCAUUUGAGGCUGCACACUGGCGAGAAGAAGUUCCAGUGCCAGGUGUGCGGAGAGAAAAUGCCCAGGAAGCAGUACUUGAUGAGGCAUCUCUUUAGCAAACACGGCAUUGGCCAUAGCAGGCCUCAUUGA
Anthonomus grandis grandis is the source of this 603-nucleotide messenger RNA. Its product is annotated as zinc finger protein 525-like. Lineage: Eukaryota; Metazoa; Arthropoda; Insecta; Coleoptera; Curculionidae. The transcript has a single exon. The coding region runs from base 1 to 603 and encodes 200 amino acids. Gene Ontology annotation, molecular function: DNA-binding transcription factor activity, RNA polymerase II-specific; RNA polymerase II transcription regulatory region sequence-specific DNA binding. Gene Ontology annotation, cellular component: nucleus. Gene Ontology annotation, biological process: regulation of transcription by RNA polymerase II. The record is from RefSeq and is a predicted model, not a curated record.